AAAAAUGAAUUUUUAGUAUAAGAAGUUACUCUAUAUGCUAACAGAACUAUUUUAUGGCACAAUAUGCUUAACCAUCAGGGAAUCUUAAAACUAUCAUAACAAAUAGUGUAUAUGUAUUUCUAAAUACAGUAUUUUAAUUGUUAACGUAUGCAUUCUAUUGGUGCUAAAUAUUUUUGAAGAAUUUAAACUUAAUUUAAUACAAAUUUUUUUCAUGAACUUCCUAUUUCUCACAGGUUUAAUGUUUUUAUUGUUUCCACUAGUAAUAUUAUGUCAAAUCCAGAAUAUCUCUAAAAAAAUACCAAUUGUAUCAUGUGAUUUUUGCUUAAAGCUUUAGGAAAUUAGUACCAGAAUUUUACAUUGGUUAACAGCAAAGUAAACAUUACCGCUCAGCUCCAACAUAUGCAGAUUGCCUAUACCAGGGAUCCUAUCAAAAUAUACACCGUUUAUAGCUUCUUAAGUACAGUUAUCGUAGAGCACAGUCCCUGACACCACACAGCUGCAGAGAUGAAUAAACAAAGAGGAACCUUCUCAGAAAUGAGUCUGGCCCAGGAUCCAAAGAGGCAGCAAAGGAAACCUAAAGGCAAUAAAAGCUCCAUUUCAGGAACCGAACAGGAAAUAUUCCAAGUAGAAUUAAGCCUUCAAAAUCCUUCUCUGAAUCAUGAAGGGAUUGAUCAAAUAUACGAAUACCAAGGUUUACUGCCACCUCCAGAGAAGCUCACUGCUGAGGUCCUGGGAAUCAUUUGCAUUGUCCUGAUGGCCACUGUGUUAAAAACAAUAGUUCUUAUUCCUUUCCCGGAGCAGAGCAAUUCUUCCCCGAAUACAAGAACCCAGAAAGUCCUGGAACAGAACAAUUCUUUCCCGAAUACAAGAACCCAGAAAGUACAUCAUUGUGGCCAUUGUCCUGAGGAGUGGAUUACAUAUUCCAACAGUUGUUAUUACAUUGGCAAGGAAAAAAGAACUUGGGCAGAGAGUUUGCUGGACUGUGCUUCGAAGAACUCUAGUCUGCUUUCUAUAGAUAAUGAAGACGAAAUGAAAUUUCUGACCGCCAUUUUACCUUCCUCAUGGAUUGGUGUGUUUCGUGACAGCAGUCAUCAUCCAUGGGUGACAAUAAACGGUCUGACUUUCAAACAUGAGAUAAAAGACUCAGAUCAUGCUGAAUAUAACUGUGCGAUGCUACAUCUAGAUAGACUUAAAUCAGUCCAGUGUGGAUCUUCAAAAAGAUAUUAUUGUUUACUGCCACCUCCAGAGAAGCUCACUGCUGAGGUCCUGGGAAUCAUUUGCAUUGUCCUGAUGGCCGCUGUGUUAAAAACAAUAGUUCUUAUUCCUUGUAUCAGAGUACUGGAGCAGAACAAUUUUUCCCUGAAUACAAGAAUCCAGAAAGCAUAUGACUGUGGCCAUUGUCCUGAGGAGUGGAUUACCUAUUCCAACAGUUGUUGUUACAUUGGUAAGGAAAAAAGAACUUGGGAAGAGAGUUUGCUGACCUGUGCUUCAAAGAACUCUAGUCUGCUUUCUAUAGAUAACGAAGAAGAAAUGAAACUUCUGGGCUCCCUGUCAGUUCUCUCAUGGGUUGGUGUCUCUCGUAGCAGCAGUGAUCAUCCAUGGGUGUCAAUAAAUGGCUCAAUGUUCAAAUUGAAGAUAGCAGAAUCAGAUAUUGGAAAACUAACUGUGUAAUGCUGCGCUCAUCUGGACUUAAAUCACACAGAUGUGGAUCUUCACAACUGUAUACUUGUAAGCAUAAACUUUGGAAUUAAAGCAACUGAAUUUGGAGUCUGUUCAGGUAAUUUUAAAUUUCAUGAAAUGGAAAUAAUAUUUUGAUUGAAAAAGUUUUAAAAUAAAUUACAUAAUUUGUCCCAAUAAUGAAAAAAGUUUUCAAAAUCAGUUAUUGAAAUGUAAUAUACACACCACUAAGUACAGAUAUCAUUGCUGUUGUGUCUUGCUCUUCUUACUCAACAUUAUAUUUGUGGCAUUCAGUCUUUCUUAAAGUUUCACAGUAUGCAAGUGUGUUUAUAUGAAAUAUCGGUAAUAGGCA
Molecule: messenger RNA, 2029 nt
Organism: Chlorocebus sabaeus (green monkey)
Lineage: Eukaryota; Metazoa; Chordata; Mammalia; Primates; Cercopithecidae
Product: NKG2-C type II integral membrane protein
Biological process (GO): stimulatory C-type lectin receptor signaling pathway; positive regulation of natural killer cell mediated cytotoxicity
Source: RefSeq, a predicted model, not a curated record